AUCUCAUCCCACCGCUCCACCCGCACUCUCCCGCCUGCCGCCUUCUCUUCCUUACGACCCGUCGCUUUCCCCGGAAUCUCUAAUCACAAUGGCCGACGACGCCCAGCAUGAGCACACCUUCGACAGCGCCGAUGCCGGUGCUUCGCUCACCUUCCCCAUGCAGUGCUCUGCUCUGAGGAAGAACGGCUUCGUCGUCAUCAAGAACCGCCCUUGCAAGAUCGUCGAAAUGUCCACCUCCAAGACCGGCAAGCACGGUCACGCCAAGGUCCACCUUGUCGCCAUCGACAUCUUCACCGGCAAGAAGCUCGAGGAUCUCUGCCCCUCGACCCACAACAUGGACGUCCCCAACGUCCGCCGUACCGAGUUCCAGCUCCUCGACGUCACCGACGACGGUUUCCUUUCCCUCAUGUCUGACGACGGCUCCCUCAAGGACGACGUCAAGCUCCCGGACGGUGAGGUUGGUGACAAGAUCAACAAGCUCUUCACCGAGGACGGCAAGGACACCAACGUCAUUGUCCUUGCUUCCAUGGGCGAGGAGGCCUGCAUUGACGCCAAGGAGGCCCCCCGCGGUGCUUAGGUUAAACACGUGCAUUCUUGGAAAGCAUGCACCAGGGACCGGAACUGGGGAAAAAGCGAUGUAUGGACGUUGAGAAGCCAUGAUACCACUGCAAUCCGACAUCUGAAUAGGAAACUGAUUGCAUGGCGACUGGCUUUCUAAGCAGCGCUUGCUCUUUUCAUUUUAACUUGUUCGGUCUCUUCAAAGGCAGGGGUCGAACUGUGGAAUUGGGUUUUGCGUGGAAUCCACCGAGGCGUGGAGAAGCGCUGCUAUAUCAAGUUAUGCCGCCUCCAAAAUUUACGAUGUGAACGGGAG
Messenger RNA from Aplosporella prunicola CBS 121167, 871 nucleotides. RefSeq lists its product as uncharacterized. Gene Ontology annotation, biological process: positive regulation of translational elongation; positive regulation of translational termination. The transcript is spliced from 4 exons. Bases 89 to 577 code for a protein of 162 amino acids. Lineage: Eukaryota; Fungi; Ascomycota; Dothideomycetes; Botryosphaeriales; Aplosporellaceae. Gene Ontology annotation, molecular function: ribosome binding; RNA binding; translation elongation factor activity. The record is from RefSeq and is a predicted model, not a curated record.